Molecule: messenger RNA, 1035 nt
Organism: Ectocarpus siliculosus
Lineage: Eukaryota; Phaeophyceae; Ectocarpales; Ectocarpaceae
Source: the annotation of a GenBank genome assembly
AUGACCGAAAUCAUUUCCCGGGGGGGGUCGGGCGGUUCAGGGCAUCCUCUGUGCUCCGACGACGAUUCCAUCAACACCGGUGGGAACAGUUUAUGGACGGGUUCGAGCAGUAACGAGAAGGACUUCCUUUCGUCUCGUCCUGUCAACAAGGUCGACUGGUUCAUUUCUCACACUUGGACUCGAGACCGUCGCGAUCAUUUGUGUCGAAACUUGGCCGAGUUUACCAGGCUCAAGGGGGCGGAGUUGAAAGAAGUGUUGGACGAGAUCGCGGCGGAGAAGCGUGUGAUCAGGAGAGAGUCCCAAACGCAUUCGCUCCUCGACGAACUAUUGAUGCAAGUUCCGACGGACCCUAUGAUUCUUUGGAUUGACAAGUUCUGCGUGUCUCCCGACUUUCUGGAGCGGAGAUUGGUCAUCGAAAGACACAUGGACUACUUUUUGACAAACAGCGACGGUUUACUUGUCCUGCUCAGCUCCUGCUACUUCCGGCGCUUAUGGUGUGUCUAUGAAUGGGGUUGCUUCGUGGCGACGCAUGGCAUAGACACUCUAGAUCGUGUUCGGGUCUGCCUCUCAUGGCUCUGCAGCAGUGCUCAUUUUCAGGUUCCUCUGGUGGCGGGUGACAUCGAAACCCUGUCCAUCGCGGACCUGAAGUGCUCCGAGCUCAACGACCAGCUGUACCUGCGGUCGGUGAUAGUGAACAAGUACCGGUCUGUGCAGGCCUUCAACCGCAUGGUUCAGGUUUCGGCUCUUUGUGCAUUGACGAAAUGCUACGCCGUUCUGGCCUUGGACUUCUGUACUCCUGGACAUGCCGAGCUUGAAGAAGCAUGGAGGGUUUUCAACCGGCACCUUCGAUGGCGGCACACCAAAUUCCUACUUCCUUGGAGAUCUGUCGCGGAGAAGCUGGGAUUGCCGAGCGUUUGCUCAGGGCUGGACAAGUUCUGGGAUCAGAUGCAGCGAUCGUUGAGUGCCAUGGAAGCGCGAGUCAUCGCACAUUCCCUUGACCGACUUUCACAGAUUCCGAAAAGGGUGUGGUCAUGA